Messenger RNA from Synchiropus splendidus (mandarinfish), 2430 nucleotides. RefSeq names its product chaperonin containing TCP1, subunit 8 (theta) (gene cct8). Gene Ontology annotation, biological process: protein folding. NCBI's taxonomy places the organism in Eukaryota, Metazoa, Chordata, Actinopteri, Syngnathiformes, Callionymidae. Gene Ontology annotation, cellular component: chaperonin-containing T-complex. Bases 107 to 1783 code for a protein of 558 amino acids. The record is from RefSeq and is a predicted model, not a curated record. Gene Ontology annotation, molecular function: ATP-dependent protein folding chaperone; ATP binding; ATP hydrolysis activity. The transcript has 15 exons.
ACGCCCCGCCCCGCCCCGCCGCUCCUCCUCGCUCUCUUCGGCUUUGUGCGCUCCACGCUGCGGCUCGCCUUGUCUACCGCACCGGGCCUGAAACACCGCAGCUAACAUGGCCCUCCACGUUCCAAAGCCACCAGGCUUCGCCCAAAUGUUAAAGGAUGGUGCCCGGCAUUACAAGGGCCUCGAUGAAGCUGUCUUUCGCAACAUCCGAGCCUGUAAGGAACUGUCUCAGACCACACGCACAGCAUAUGGGCCCAACGGGAUGAACAAAAUGGUCAUUAACCACUUGGAGAAGCUGUUUGUCACCAAUGAUGCAGCAACUAUCCUCAGAGAACUGGAGGUCCAGCAUCCUGCAGCCAAAAUGAUUGUGAUGGCGUCUCACAUGCAAGAGCAGGAGGUGGGCGACGGGACAAACUUCGUUCUGGUCUUCGCAGGCGCUCUGCUGGAGCUGGCAGAAGAGCUGCUCAGGAUGGGCUUGGCUGUGCCAGAGGUCAUUGAAGGCUACAAGAAGGCCUGCAGCAAAGCCUUGGAGAUUCUUCCCGACUGUGUUUGCGCCACAGCGAAGAACCUCCACGACGUUAAAGAGGCCACUUCGUUAAUCCGCACGGCUGUAAUGAGCAAGCAGUACGGCAACGAAGACUUCCUCGCCAAACUCAUUGCUGAGUCUUGUGUUUCCAUUUUUCCAGAGUCCGGUAACUUCAAUGUCGAUAACGUCAGAGUUUGUAAGAUUUUGGGCUGCGGGGUGACGGCGUCCUCCAUGCUGCAUGGCAUGGUUUUCAAAAAAGAAGCCGAGGGAGACGUCAAGUCUGUUAAAGACGCCAAGAUUGCAGUGUUCUCCUGCCCCUUCGACUGCAUGGUCACCGAGACAAAGGGCACCGUGCUCAUCAACAACGCACAGGAGCUGAAGGACUUCAGUAAAGGCGAGGAGGCCAUGAUGGAGACUCAGGUGAAGGCCAUCAAGGAAGCCGGGGCCAAUGUGGUGGUCACGGGAGGAAAAGUUGCUGACAUGGCACUUCACUAUGCCAACAAAUACGACCUCAUGGUGGUGAGGCUGAACUCCAAAUGGGACCUGAGGCGCUUGUGCAAGACCGUGGGAGCUGUCGCCCUUCCCAGGAUGACUGCCCCGACCCCCGAGGAGAUGGGCCACUGCGACAGCGUGUACCUGACGGAGGUGGGCGACACCCAGGUGGUGGUCUUCAAGCACGAGAAGGAGGAGGGCGCCAUCGCCACGGUGGUGAUCCGAGGCUCCACUGACAACCUGAUGGACGACAUCGAGAGGGCUGUGGACGACGGGGUCAACACCUUCAAGGUUCUGGUCCGGGACAAUCGUCUGGUGCCGGGAGCCGGCGCCACGGAGAUCGAGCUGGCCAGGAGAAUCGCUUCGUACGGCGAAACCUGCCCUGGACUGGAGCAGUACGCCAUCAAGAAGUUUGCCGAAGCCUUCGAGGCUCUUCCGCGGGCGCUGGCGGAGAACUCCGGAGUGAAGGCCAGCGAGCUGAUUUCCAAACUGUACGCUGCUCACCACGAGGGGAAGAAGAACAUGGGCUGCGACAUCGAGGCUGAGACGGCUGCCAUCAAAGACAUGACGGAGGCCGGCAUCAUGGAUCCCUACCUGGUGAAGUACUGGGGCAUCAAACUGGCCAGCGACGCUGCCAUCACCGUGCUGCGAGUGGACCAGAUCAUCAUGGCCAAGGCUGCAGGGGGACCCAAAGUUCCCAAGCAGAGGGGCCACUGGGACAAGGACGACUGGGAUGAAGCGCCUGAUAAGUUCGAAACCCAUCAUUAGAGGGCGCUGUCACGCCCUCCACCAGUAGGUUCUGGAAUGGUGUGAAGCUGCACUGGUGCUCACUUACUCACUCACUCACUGACUGGCGGAAUGUCACUACUAACACUGGAGUGUGGUUCACAACAACGAUGCGACUGAGUCACUCGCGGGACGUGAGGUGUGGUGCGGCUGCAUGCUCUGACCCUUGUCUGGCAGCUGCCGCGGUGACGGGGCUCCAGAACCGUCUGUCCAGCUGCUCCGGUGUCUCGGCUGAAGACUGGCCUCACACAUCAGCUACAUGACCAUGACGGGCUCUGCUGAUGGAGAAGCAGAUCCAGGACACGUGUGUCUGUAGUGGCCAGUCUCUGUUCAGCUGAAACACGCUGAGAACCCGAGAGUGUGUAGCUCACACGUCUCGCCGUGGUGGAACCUUGCACCCACCUUCCUCUGGAGCACUGACCUAGACCACUCUUGCGUUUCAUGUCGCCGCCUCUUUGGACUGUCGUCAUGCCUCGUGCUAUUAACGGCGAUGAGUUAAGCAGCUUCUCCCAUGAGAAACUGUCAGGGUUGAACAGCAUCUGACCCACAGUGCUGCCGCGCCCUGAACAUUCUCCUGACCGAUGUGUUGCCUCUCACGCGCCGUCUGCGCGCCUUCUCUGAUCACCACU